Molecule: messenger RNA, 783 nt
Organism: Penicillium cosmopolitanum
Lineage: Eukaryota; Fungi; Ascomycota; Eurotiomycetes; Eurotiales; Aspergillaceae
Exons: 1
Coding region: 1-783 (260 amino acids)
Source: RefSeq, a predicted model, not a curated record
AUGGCCAAUUGUUUGCUGGCAAGCCGUUUCUUUGAUGACGAUAGCGUUACCGUCGGCAUCAACUGGGCACAUAACUUCAUCAAGCGUACAAAAGUACUCCGCCAACAAAGGGCAGAUGACCCCCUACCCGAUCCUGGCCAGCGACUUAAACAGCUUGAGAAAGAUAUGCCUCAGCUUCUUAAAAUUCUCGAACAAGUGGACAAAAGGUCCAACAAAAUCUUCUCCGACUUAAUCCUCUCAGAAGCCGAAGUUCAGUCCCGACUCAAAUCGAUCAGGCGUAAACGCCAAUGCCCAUCAAGUUCCCCAGUCGACCUUAUGCAGCAAAAUCAACAGCUUGCUAAAACCGUCGAGUUGGCAAAGUGUUCCCUUGCCGAAGACCAGACCCUCAGCAAGUCGGCCAGAAAUAAACAACAACGCUCAUAUGACCGCGCAGACGACUUUAUCCAGCAUACACAACAGUUUGCUGAAGGUUUCCAACGAGUCCUGUCCCAAUUACAGUUUAUUGUCGCCGAAAACCAACUUCGAGAUGCUGAGAACGCGCGAUCCGUGCUCGAAGAGCAAGAGCAAGUAGCACCGGAUAGUCAAUCGCCCGACGAGGAUGAAUUAACCGUCGAGGAUAUGCUGGCCCGGCGACAACUUGAGGGGGAAAUUAAUAUGGCUACGCCUGCGACAGCUUCGCCAACAAUUCGCGGGCCAGGACAACGGCAAUCUUGUGGCAAGUGCCGCAAACCAGGGCAUAAACGUAAUAGAUGCCCGCUUAAUCGUGACGAUAGUAGUAACUAA